Molecule: messenger RNA, 1011 nt
Organism: Pygocentrus nattereri (red-bellied piranha)
Lineage: Eukaryota; Metazoa; Chordata; Actinopteri; Characiformes; Serrasalmidae
Gene: slc16a8
Product: solute carrier family 16 member 8
Biological process (GO): monocarboxylic acid transport; transmembrane transport
Molecular function (GO): monocarboxylic acid transmembrane transporter activity
Source: RefSeq, a predicted model, not a curated record
AUGAGCUUUAAUAAGGAAUUAGAGAUAAUUAACUGGAAGGCCCAGUUUCCACAUUUGAACAAGUUUGGAUGUUGCCCAAUGAUGCUUUUUAGAGGAUUAUUGGCAUCAGCAGGGAUAAUUUUGGCUUCUUUCACCACCAACAUCAUUCUACUUUACCUCACUGCUGGAAUCAUCACAAGUCUCGGCCUAGUUGUGAAUUUCCAACCCGCUUUAAUUAUGCUUGGGUGCUAUUUUGACAAACACGACAGACCUUUGGUCAGUGGACUGGCUGCCACUGGAAGUCCAGUCUUUUUGUCAGCUCUCUCUCCAUUGCGACAAGUGCUACUGGAUCACUUUGGCUGGAGAGGUGGCUUCCUCAAUGGUGGACUGCUUCUUAACUGCUGUACCUGCUGUGGAGCAGUUAUGAGACCACCGGGGUGCAAAGUUAGGAAGAUUGCAGGGUAAAGGUGCACUCAGGAGCUAAAGGAGAUGCUGCCAUCAAAAUCUGGUCAGAGAAUAGCAGUCUAGAGAAAACUAAUAAGACAAGUCAUCAAAAAGCUUCUUGACUUCAAUGUGCUCCAUGAUGAAGGACUUAUCAUUAACUGUGCCAAAUUCACAGUCGCUCACCCUAAAUGCGGCAUACUUUUUAAUAGCUUCACUGAUGUUUGCUCAGCCAGAUGUACAGACUAGAAAGGACAAGUCAUCUUCUGUGUGUUCUUUGGUCUUUCUUACAGUAUGGUAGGUGCUCUGCAAUUUGAAGUAGUAUGUAUUACAGGAACUGGCAUGUUUUCCAGCACCCUUGGUCUGGUUUUCCUUGAACCAGUACCUGUGCUAAUUGGACCUCCUUCUGCUGGGCAUUAAGUGGAUGCUUACAAGAACUAUGAGGUGAUUUUCUACAUGGCUGGUGGGAUCACUGCUGGCAUGUUCCUUGCUGCUGCAUCUUACUGUUGCCCAAAGAGAUUGGGGAACAAGGAGCAAGCCUGCCUUCAGGAUUCUGACAUUGAGGGCAACCAUAACCAUAUUAAUAAUUAA